Molecule: messenger RNA, 1372 nt
Organism: Paramisgurnus dabryanus
Lineage: Eukaryota; Metazoa; Chordata; Actinopteri; Cypriniformes; Cobitidae
Source: RefSeq, a predicted model, not a curated record
AGCUGUGGGCAAUCAUACCAAAUAUACAUUUAUGCCAUUGUGUAUUGUGUAUAUGACUUUAUUAAAGAUCAUCAGGAGAUGAAUACACAGUUAGCCAAAGUUCAUCUAAAGAUUAUUUAUCUGUAUGUGCACUUGUGAUGAAAUUACUUUGUGUUUCAGGUGUGUUUGGUGUUGAUGGAGAUGAAGUAAAGUCAGUGAUGGAGGGAGAUUCUGUUACACUAAACGCUGAUAUUACUCAAAUACAGAGAGAUCAGCAGAUAGUGUGGAUAUUUGAAUCUCAGACUCUUAUAGCUGAAAUCGAAUAUGGCUCUAUAUAUGAUGAUUAUGAUGAGAGAUUCAGAGACAGACUGAAGCUGGACAGUCAGACUGGAUCUCUCACCAUCACAAACAUCAGAAUCACAGACUCUGGACAUUAUCAACUAAAGAUCAUCAACAGCAGAGGAACUUCAUACAAGAGAUUCAGUGUUACUGUAAAUCGUGUGUUUGGUAAUGAAGUGACGUCAUUGUCAGUGAUGGAGGGAGAUUCUGUUACUCUACACACUGAUAUUACUCAAAUACACAGAUAUGAUCAGAUAGCGUGGAUGUUUGUAUCUCAAGAUACAGCUGAAACUCUUCUUUUAGUUGAAAUGAUUGAAAAGAGGAGCUUCAUAUAUGAUGAUGAUGAGAGAUUCAGAAAUAACCUACAGCUGGACAGUCAGACUGGAUCUCUCACCAUCAAAAAACUUAGCAGAAAACACUCUGGAGUUUAUAAAGUACAGAUCAACCGCAUGACUUCAACAGCAUCUUCAAACAAGACAUUUAAUGUUACUGUCUAUGAACCCCACUUGCAUUACCUGACGAUAGUUGGUUCUGUGGUACUGCUGGUGACUGUAGUUAUUAUAGUUGGGGUCUGCUGCUUCUGCUGCAAAAAGAAAUGCAUCUGGGCAAGAGAGGCAAGUACAGUGUUUACUUGCAAAAAUGUAAAAAAAUAUAUUAUUUUUAAUUCCUAAUUAAGAUUCAUAUAUCUCUACUCUGUUAGACCGUGUGAGAAAACUCAUCUUUGUAUUCUGUCUUUCAAUUGUUUUUUUAUUCAGGCUCAAGUCCCUUCAUUACAAAACUCGGUUGUCGUUGAUUCCAGAUGUUGAUGCAAGCAGAAGACAGAUUAGAGAAGAAAAUGAUGCAUUCCAUACACUAGAGGAUUUAAUUGCAGAAGACGUACUGUAUGCUGAGUAUUUAGGAGGGCAAGCAAUGAAGCUUUGUAUGCAGCAGUAGUUUUCAUCAGUGUUAUUAUUCUUGUUAAACCUUACUGGGAGUUUGUCAAAAACAUAGAUUGCUUAGUAGGAAGGUUAUAGGAAGGGUUUUUUUUUUCAGGAAAAACUGGCUAAAAUAUAGG